GGGCACCGAAAUGGGAGCGCAGACAAUCAGUCCGUUUGGACUCUAAAACCCUAACAAUUGGGUUUAAGCUCUGCAAUCCAAAUCCCUAAAACCCCACUCGGUGAAUUAAUCAACUCGGAUAAUGGUAAUUUCGAGCUUCGGAAUCGCUUGCCGGCCCCAUUUCUGCCUCCGUACUCCUCCGUUUCACUGCAUCGGCAAGGUGCAAUUGAACUUAGUCGCCGCCAUGGAAGCUCUUGAUGAACCGGGGUGCCUGUUUAAGGACAACAAAAGCAGUAAUUCUGCCAAUGGAAGAAAAAAUGUUAAGGCGCCGGUGUGGAAGAAGCUGAAUUCCAAAGAACUUGGCAUUACUACUUCAAUGAUCGACAAGCCUACCCGAAAAGUUCUUAAUGGGCUAAAGCGAAAGGGAUAUGAGGUAUACCUUGUAGGAGGUUGUGUAAGGGAUCUUAUAUUGAACCGUACGCCAAAGGACUUCGACAUAAUAACUAAAGGAUAUGUAUGAAGGAGCAAAGACUGCCGUAAGAACUCAUG
Messenger RNA from Malus domestica (apple), 528 nucleotides. The record is from RefSeq and is a predicted model, not a curated record. Lineage: Eukaryota; Viridiplantae; Streptophyta; Magnoliopsida; Rosales; Rosaceae.